Populus trichocarpa (black cottonwood) is the source of this 2477-nucleotide messenger RNA. Its product is annotated as hydroxyproline O-arabinosyltransferase RDN2. NCBI's taxonomy places the organism in Eukaryota, Viridiplantae, Streptophyta, Magnoliopsida, Malpighiales, Salicaceae. The record is from RefSeq and is a predicted model, not a curated record. Gene Ontology annotation, molecular function: glycosyltransferase activity. The transcript is spliced from 8 exons. The coding region runs from base 1033 to 2121 and encodes 362 amino acids.
UUUACGCUUUAUUCAGCUACAAGAUACCUUCUUGGGUUCUUUAUCUUUAUUUGCUUUUUAAUCAUUUCUUUAACGUACUUAUCUUGCUUUAAUAAACCAUGUUUCUGCUUUCUGUUUUUUCAUUGUCUGUGAUGUGUUCUUCUGUUUUUUCUUUGUUUUUUGGUGCCCAUUUGGCUUCUUGAGGUGCAAUUCAAAUCCCCAGUUCAGAAUUUGUUUACCUGGAUUUAAUUUUGAUGAUUUUUGUUCGUUUUGGCUAGGAAUUGGACGACCCUUUAAUCAUUUUCUUUCAAAGGAAUUAUUAUUGUGUGUGGUUUGGUUGAUUUUGUGUGUCUCUGGCCUGCUUAGAAUCUUUUGGCUUGAUCUGACAUGACUAGGUUGAUUUUAGCUCUCUGUGAUCAUCGACGUUGCUGUCGAGAGUUAAGUUUUUGUAGGUUUUUUCUAAAUAUUGUUGUUGGAAGGUUGUUUUCUGGUGGAAAACAGAGUUAAUUUGCGUUCAAGUGUUGCACUGGAGGAUUUUGAUAUGUUUAUGGAAUGAAUUCGAUGAGAUCAUCUGCUCUUUUUUGUUUCGGUCCCAAUAUCUCAACUUAGAAAUUUCUUAAUCUUUUACGGAAUAUUCUUUGAUCAAUUGUAUUUGAUUGCAAUUUUGCUCUGAAUUUGAAGCCACAUUAGGUUGUAAACUUGCUGGUUGCAGUAAGAUUUCAGUGGUGAACAUAUUUGAUCUGAUAUAUGCAAUAAGUAAUUCAAAUGUGUUGGUGAUUAGUUGCAAUCCCUGUAAGUUGCAUCCUUAACUUGGUCAUAAUUAAACUGAUAUUCUGUGCUAAUUCUUGUGCAGGUUAACUGCUAGAGAUUGAAUUUGUUUAGAUUUUCUCCUAAGAGGGAAUGUAAAGUUGUGUUGUGUAAUUUAGUUUCAAAAUAUAAAUCCUGUGGUAAAAUGAAAAGGGUAGGUGUUUAGAUUUGGACACUUGAUUUAUUACUGCUUCGGAGAAUCUGGGAUUUUGGUUUGGUUCGUUAUUGAUAACUGGGAGAAAGACGAUGGGACGGGCUUCGCUGUUAGUUCUGAUUCUAUUGACUAUUGGCUUUUUCUUUGCCACAUAUAAUUUGGUUGCCAUGAUAAUGCAUUAUAGAUCUAUUGGGAAAUGGGCACAUGACGAUUCGGAUGGUCAGAUAUUUUUGGAUCCAGUUACUGAAAUGCCUGAAGACGUGAAGAAAGCAAAGAAUGCCAAAAUGCCCUUCCAUGUUGCUCUAACAGCAACUGAUGCUCCUUACAGCAAAUGGCAGUGUCGCAUUAUGUACUACUGGUAUAAGAAGAAGAAAGACCUGCCCGGGUCGGAGAUGGGAGGCUUUACACGGAUUUUACACUCUGGAAAACCUGACAACUUGAUGGAUGAGAUCCCCACAACUGUGGUUGAUCCUCUGCCAGCUGGUCUUGAUCAGGGUUACGUUGUCCUAAAUAGACCCUGGGCCUUUGUGCAGUGGCUGGAAAAGGCUUCUAUCGAGGAAGAAUAUAUUUUAAUGGCAGAGCCUGAUCACGUAUUUAUAAAUCCCCUUCCAAAUUUGGCACGCGGAGGGUUGCCAGCUGCUUUUCCUUUUUUCUAUAUCAAACCUGCUGAUCACGAAAGCAUCAUACGGAAGUAUUAUCCGGAGGAGAAGGGUCCUGUGACAAACGUUGAUCCAAUUGGCAACUCUCCUGUAAUUAUCAAGAAGGAAUUGCUGGAAAAGAUUGCUCCUACGUGGAUGAAUAUCUCCUUGAAAAUGAAAAGAGACCAGGAGACUGAUAAAGCUUUUGGAUGGGUACUAGAAAUGUAUGCAUAUGCUGUGGCAUCAGCUUUACAUGAUGUGCAGCACAUUCUUCGGAAAGACUUUAUGGUGCAGCCUCCAUGGGAUUUGGCAACAGGGAAGAAUUUUAUCAUUCAUUAUACUUAUGGAUGUGACUACAAUUUGAAGGGUGAGCUAACAUAUGGAAAAAUUGGAGAGUGGCGGUUUGACAAAAGAUCAUAUCUAGGUGGACCUAUGCCAAGAAAUCUCGCCUUGCCCCCUCGAGGGGUUCCGGAAAGUGUGGUUACCCUUGUAAAGAUGGUCAAUGAAGCUACUGCAAACAUUCCAAAUUGGGACACAGAAUAGCCAUCUGCCGCGAUCAAGUCGAAGAGCACCAUACAUGCUUUAUGUGCAGAUGGGAAGUCUAGAUCCACAGCCAUUAGAAAUAUAUAUUGAUGUCCAGAAACCUCAGGUUAAUUAUUUCUAAGUAAGGAAUUGAACUAUACAAAUCAAAAUAAAAAAGGUUAUUUAGUUAGGAACACAUUAUUUAGGCCACCACAACACCUUUUUUUCUAUUUUCAACACAUUAUCAGAUUGAGAGUGAGAUCAAAAUGAAGUUAGCCUUACUGCUUUAUUGAUCUAGAGGCAGAUAUGAUAGCAAUAUUUGGCUGUCCAUUCAAACACAGCUAUAUUAAUUAAUAAGGCUUUAAUAUUUUUGAGUA